AAGAAAUCAAAAAAGAAAAUGACUCGGAAGACGAAGAUCACUUAUAUGAGAAGAGACAAAUGCUGAGGCAACAAAUUUUGGACAAAAAACACGAACCUGAACCGGAAUCUGAGGAGGAAGACGAAUUUGUCUCAGAAUACGAGGAAUAUGAAGAAAUUGUAGAAGAGGAGGUGAAACCUUUGCCCAAACCGGUGUUUGUGAGCAAGAAGGACCGCAUAACGUUGAAGGAGUUGGAAGAGAAAGAAGAAUUGGAGAAAAGAUUGGAAAUUGAGGCCAUUAAAAUAAGAGAAGAACAAAGACAGCAUUCAUUAAGAGUAAAUUAA
Molecule: messenger RNA, 323 nt
Organism: Octopus sinensis (East Asian common octopus)
Lineage: Eukaryota; Metazoa; Mollusca; Cephalopoda; Octopoda; Octopodidae
Product: microfibrillar-associated protein 1-like
Exons: 2
Coding region: 60-323 (87 amino acids)
Source: RefSeq, a predicted model, not a curated record